Molecule: messenger RNA, 1080 nt
Organism: Manihot esculenta (cassava)
Lineage: Eukaryota; Viridiplantae; Streptophyta; Magnoliopsida; Malpighiales; Euphorbiaceae
Product: chlorophyll a-b binding protein, chloroplastic
Exons: 5
Coding region: 97-906 (269 amino acids)
Biological process (GO): photosynthesis, light harvesting in photosystem I; response to light stimulus
Cellular component (GO): membrane
Source: RefSeq, a predicted model, not a curated record
AUAAGCCCCUCCAUACAAUAACAAAUUUGUGUCCAUAUCACCCUCCAUACUCAUUCCAAUACAGCACAAACUCAUUCAAGAAAGAAUUGGACAAAUAUGGCUUCUGUUUGUGCUUCUUCUGCCAUUGCAGCUGUUGCUAUCUCCUCGCCCAGUUCCCAGAAGACUGGAUCCAUAGUAGGAGCAACAAAGGCUUCUUUUCUUAAUGGAAAGAAAUUGAGACUGAGAAACCACACAUCGCCGGUUGCUUCACGAUCGGUUACAGUAUGUGUUGCAGCUGAGCCAGAUAGACCCCUCUGGUUCCCAGGCAGCACCCCUCCACCAUGGCUCGACGGAAGCCUCCCAGGAGACUUUGGCUUUGAUCCCUUGGGUCUUGGUUCUGAUCCUGAAACCCUGAGAUGGAAUGUACAGGCAGAGCUUGUGCAUUGCAGAUGGGCAAUGUUGGGUGCUGCUGGUAUUUUCAUUCCAGAAUUCCUAACCAAGAUUGGCAUCCUAAACACCCCAUCAUGGUACGAUGCUGGAAAACUGGAAUACUUCACUGACACAACAACCCUGUUCAUUAUUGAGCUCAUCUUCAUCGGCUGGGCCGAGGGGAGGAGAUGGGCAGAUAUUCUCAAGCCAGGGUGUGUCAACACAGACCCCAUCUUCCCCAACAACAAGCUCACCGGGACUGAUGUUGGUUACCCAGGUGGGCUAUGGUUUGAUCCUCUUGGAUGGGGAUCUGGUUCCCCUGAAAAGAUCAAGGAAUUGAGGACAAAGGAGAUCAAGAAUGGGAGAUUGGCCAUGUUGGCUGUGAUGGGUGCUUGGUUCCAACACAUUUACACAGGAACUGGCCCCAUUGACAACCUCUUUGCUCAUCUUGCUGAUCCUGGUCAUGCCACCAUUUUUGCUGCUUUCACACCCAAGUGAAGAACCCGAAGGGAGUGCCAAGGCUUGAAAGAUCUGUACUGUGGAAAGAAAAACCUUCGACUCAUUAGAAUUUGUAAUGCCUAUGUUUAUGAUGGCUCUCUCAUGGAAUGCUUGUGCAGUGUACAAAAAUUUUAACUCAGAUGCCCAUGAAUAUAUUUUAGCUGGUGACAAGAA